AUGGCAUCACAUUCAACACUGAACAUACCCCAUGGGACAGCUGUACAAAUACUUGAAAUUACUUGUUGUUUACAAACAAAACAGUACACAACACAAAUUGCUCAGAAAAUGCUGGAAAACGAAAUAAAAGAAGAGAAAAUAGUUUUCAAAAAGAAACCACGUAAAAAUCUAAGGCAGCGACGAAAUUCCGACGAUGAAGCGGAGGAGGAACCAGUGCCUUUGGCCGACAUCAAGGAGCGACAAAAGCUCCGCGAGCGACCACAUGGAGUCAGUGUAAUAGGAUUGGCUUUGGGCAAAAAACUGGCACCCGAGGAGGAGAUCACAAUCAAAGAUCCCUUCAACGUAAAGACAGGUGGUCUGGUAAAUAUGCACGCAUUAAAAUCGAGCAGCCACAAAGAAGCCGAAGAGGAUGCCUAUGAUGUUGGUAUUGGUACAAAAUUCUCGGCCGAAACAAAUAAACGCGAUGAAGACGAGGAGAUGAUGAAAUACAUUGAACAAGAGUUGCAAAAACGUAAAGGCCUCGCACAGGCACAGACAGCAGAAAAUGAUCAAGCAACAGAUGCACAAAAAUAUCUAACCCCCGAAGAGGCUGCUCUCUAUGCCCUGCCUGAUCAUUUGCGUCAAUCAUCAUCACAUCGUUCCGAAGAAAUGUUAUCAAAUCAAAUGUUAAAUGGUAUUCCCGAAGUGGAUUUGGGUAUUGAGGCAAAAAUUAAAAAUAUCGAAGCCACCGAGGAGGCAAAACAAAAGUUGCUGCAGGAUCAAAAGAACAAAAAGGAUGGCCCAUCACAGUUUGUGCCCACCAAUAUGGCUGUGAAUUUUAUGCAGCAUAAUCGAUUUAACAUCGAGGAAAACAAUGAUGCCCAAAAGCGCCGUUUCCAUCAAAGAAAAGCAGCCGAAGAGGGCCAUGUAAAUCCCAACAAUCAAGUGGGUGCGAAUGGUGUCAAACGUGCCACAGACGAUUAUCAUUAUGAUAAAUUUAAGAAACAAUUUAAACGUUAUUAAAUAUAGCCUGCAUUUAUAUAUAACAAAA
This is a messenger RNA of Musca vetustissima, 1030 nucleotides long. Its product is annotated as splicing factor C9orf78. The transcript is spliced from 3 exons. Gene Ontology annotation, biological process: mRNA splicing, via spliceosome. The record is from RefSeq and is a predicted model, not a curated record. Lineage: Eukaryota; Metazoa; Arthropoda; Insecta; Diptera; Muscidae. Bases 1 to 1002 code for a protein of 333 amino acids. Gene Ontology annotation, cellular component: spliceosomal complex.